Penicillium pulvis is the source of this 492-nucleotide messenger RNA. RefSeq lists its product as uncharacterized. NCBI's taxonomy places the organism in Eukaryota, Fungi, Ascomycota, Eurotiomycetes, Eurotiales, Aspergillaceae. The record is from RefSeq and is a predicted model, not a curated record. The transcript has 2 exons. Bases 1 to 492 code for a protein of 163 amino acids.
AUGGCUGCUCCCAGUUUGACCCAUGUUUUCAACGUGUAUGUCAUGAUACCCGUCCCAACAGGAAUGGGGCCUGGCAAUGAACAUGCUUCCAUUACUGUCCUCAAUGGAGAGAGUGGAUAUGUCGAAACUGCCGAUGGAUCUACUAGGCUCGAAAUAACGUCCAUCUCCGACUGGUUGGACUUGGGUGCAAACAAGACGACCGCAACGGUCGAUGCCAGAAUGAGCUCCAAAGGUCUUGGAGGUCUCAACCUAGACAUGCACUAUCUAGGGAAGUUCAGUCUCUCUGAUGGAACGAACGAAGUAUUUGGAGGAACUCCAGGAAGCAGCUUCGACUUCAAUAAAGAGUACCUGUACGUCACGCCCAGAAUCUGGAGCCGAAGCAGCCAAUUUGCAUGGGUAAAUGAUGCAGUGUUCCUAUCAGUCGGGAAGGCCAAAUGUCUCGAGACUGGCACGCAGGUUGAAAUCACAUAUAAGAUUUUUAAAGUCGGCUAG